Tribolium madens (black flour beetle) is the source of this 2082-nucleotide messenger RNA. RefSeq lists its product as uncharacterized. The record is from RefSeq and is a predicted model, not a curated record. The coding region runs from base 38 to 2002 and encodes 654 amino acids. Lineage: Eukaryota; Metazoa; Arthropoda; Insecta; Coleoptera; Tenebrionidae. The transcript is spliced from 4 exons.
GUACCAUCUUCACGACAUCACACACCGAUAACGCAUCAUGCAGCCAGCAAUCCUGUUGUUGUGUAUCGCGGUCGCUGCGGCUCUGCCGGCCCAAGAAAACGCAAGAAACGCCCUUCAGACCGAAAACGACCUUUUGGACACCAUCUACAACGACUGCCUUCGGAAAGACACCACCUCAUGUCUCAAGUACAAGCUCUUCUCUUUCGUCGACAAGAUGUUGGGACACAAGGAUACCAUCACAGUGACGGAAGGAGUGCAAAUUAUCAAAACAGGAAGUGAUUCGGAUGGAGCACCACGAGCAUUAAACGGCGACGAAACCAUUGAAGGGCUCAUCUGGAACAGAAUUCAAUCCUUCCUGGAAUCACAUACCAUCAAGGUUGAUCUUAAAGGCUCCGAUAUCGUCAAUGCUGUCACUUCGACUGCCCGAUCCUUCAACGAUGUCCUCUCCGAAGAGGAAACUUUGGAAGAAGAAGGACGUGGAAAGAAGAAGAAGGCACAGAAAAUCCUCGGACCUUUGAUGGCAGCGGCCGCUCUUAAAGCUGCAGUCUUAGGAAAAUUGGCCCUUGCUGGUAUUGCCUUGAUCGCCGGCAAAGCCCUUCUCAUCGGUAAAAUUGCCUUGGUGUUGUCGGCAAUCAUCGGAUUGAAGAAACUUCUCGGACAAGGUGGCAAACAUGUCACUUAUGAAGUGGUUUCCCACCCUCAACAUUCUUCUAGUCACGUCGCAAGCCACGAAACCGUCUAUGGAGGUAGUAGUGGAGGCGGCGGUUAUGGCGGAGACGUCGGCGGCGGAUACUCUUCUUCUGGACACGGAGGUUGGGGCAGGUCUCUAGAUGCUCAACAACUCGCCUACAGGGGACACCCUCAAGCCCACGGUUUCUUCUCAAUCCGGCCCUGGACACCUAAACCAAAUAGUCAUAUCGGUUAUUGCUCCGGCCUAGUGACCGCUUUUAGGAUCAAGGCCCUAACGCUUUCAGGGGCGCAAGACGAAACAAGCUCCGGGUCCAGUUUUGGUCUACUUGCGAAGUUUCUGCGUUCGCAUGUUAAUUGGUCGGCCAUAAGCUGUGACGGCACGCUUAGGAUAUGUCCGUAUUUUCAAUUCGAUCUGUUUUCGUCUCGGUCAAUGUCACGAACGCAUAACACUGACCGCAGAGGGGAUAAACCUACCACGAAAAGAAAUUUCAAAGGUGGGACCGCGCUAUAUAUACUUGUCUUAAGUGAAUUUAUAUCAGUUACCGGCGACAUGUUGUUCAAGUGUUUAGUUUUGGUCAUUGUUGCAUCGGCAUGGGCCCGAUCUGCCAUCCCUCAACAAAACACCAUCCAAGAAGAUGACACACCCAGAAGCCAGGAGAAUUCCUACUUGGGUGACCUACGUUACGUGUAUAAAGUGUAUCAAGAAUGUGCAGCCAAGGAUUUAGGACCGUGUCUCAAACUGAAACUCAUCUCCGCCAUGGAUAGAGUCGCGAGAAAUUACGCCGAAUUGCCCAUUUUCGAUGGAGUUUCUUUCGUCAAAAAUCCCAAAGCGGUGACUUUGAACGAAGUGAAAACUGAAGAAGAAUACGAUGCGACUCUUCCAAGGGCUAUCAAUGAACGUGAUUCAGCACUCAAUAAUAUGAUUGCGGAUAAAAUCGCAUCAUUCUUCGACACUCACACUCUCCAGGUCAAACUACCCUCAGCUUUGAGUGAAGAAAGUCGUGGCAAAAAAGGCAAGAAAGGGAUGGGUCUUCUUCUCAUUCCUUUGAUUUUGGGUGGAACUCUUGUUCCGUUAGCUCUCGGAGCUUUAGCCUUGUUGGCGGGUAAAGCUUUAAUUGUGUCGAAAUUAGCAUUGGUGCUUGCUGGAAUCAUCGGUUUGAAGAAAUUGUUAGGUGGUGGUGGUGGUGGUAGCCACGAAUCCGGACACGAAGUUGUCGUUUCCGGAGGUCAUGGAUCCAGUUGGGGACGCUCCUACGAUAAAGAACAAGCCCAGAAUUUGGCUUAUAGUGCCUAUGUUCCCAAAACAACAUAAUUUAAUUUAUUUUAAUUUUUAAUUUAUUACAAUUAUUUAUUGUAUCUAUUUAAUAAAGUUUCGUCUUUGGUCUAUUAUUA